AUGUCAAGGCAAUGUGGCUGUGGUAAACGAUCUAUUCUGAACAUCCAGUCGAAUGUACGACGCGGUGGCGCAACCAGAGCGCUUGGAAAUACCGGAAAGCGGCCGCCUUCGAAAAUAGAAUUGCGCCGCCAGUCCUCCUCUGACAGCAAAUUUCGCUUCCAAUCUUUCUUCUCUACCAACAGUGCCAGGAUGAAUCCUCCACCCAGCUGGGCACUUCAGAUGCCAGGCUUCAACUGCCCCUUGGAUCUCCCUCCCGACGCAAAUGUAAUUUCUGGAUAUAUCUCUGGUUUUCCAAGUGCACUGGAUCCAGAGCAUAUUAAAUCUGGCAGCCUCGACGCGCUCGUUACCCACCGAGAGAUUGUCAUGAUGCAAAUUAUGAACCACAUCACCGACAAGACUGACUGGGGUCGCAAAGUCUUUGACAAGCGCAUCAUGACCAAGUGGCGUGAGGAGGUUUACUCCAGCGGACAAGACGUGACACCCAAGAUGAUGGAUUGGAUUAUCCGGGAACUACAAUGGAAAGCAAACAUCCUAGAACGAACAGGCUUUGUGGAAGUGUUUGGCGGAGUCGUUAAAUCCAACAAUGCUAUUCCUAAGGAGCUGCAAAUGGCUCUAGGCCAAGCAGCGUUUUUCUUUGAGGAUGUCCCAGAAGAUGAGAAAGACUUCCAUCCAGGCUCCGAUAACAAAGUAGUCGACCUAGUGCAUCCAUCCCUCUUCCCGAUGAUUUAUGGUCGAACCCAUGUACUACCUUAUCGGACCAUUGGCCUACAUGACUGUCUGGACAGCAUUGGAGAAGGCGAGUUGCUUCGAGCCUCCCCGGAAAGGAAUCCCAAAUUCCAGUCUCACAAGCGUCCUCCUCCAUUCAGUACCAAAUUCCAGUGGCUACCCUGUGAGGUGAAAAGGACCCAAGGCGGCUGUUCUAUUGUGUCCUACAUCAAUAACGCACAUCCUAUAAAACACAAGGGCCUGUAUGAUGUUGUCGAGAAAAUCCUUUCAAGAACGAUGCCGCUCUGGGAGCAAUCUUUGUCCGAGAAAACAUUCCAGGGCAAACGGAUUCAGUUUACAAGGGUUAAGUACGAAAAUGAUAUUGAGCCCGAGCCCGAGCCGAAUGAAGAUACUGAAGAUUCUGAUUAUGAUGAAUAUGAAGAGCGUCUUAGCGCGUGGUAUGAACGUCGCAAAAUCAUUCUUCCCGAGCCAGGAGAAUUCCACAUCCCAAGACCUGAGGAUAAUAGGGUGAACUUCUUGAAGCACUUUCCUGAAGGCAACUUUCAAGUAAUUGUGAAAUUGGCAAAUAUAGAGUUGACACCAGAGAAGCCCAAAUAUGAAGGAGGUACCUGGCAUAUUGAGGGACAAUUGAAUGAACGCAUCGUUGCAUCGGCUAUCUACUACUACGAUAACAAGAAUAUAAGCCCAAGCUCGAUAGCCUUCCGCCACCGAGGAAUGGACGACUUCUAUGGUAUCUCCUACGAGCAAGAUCGACAUGAAUUUCUGCAGCAGGUUUACGGGUUUCCCCAAGAUUUUGCUAGGAAUUCUUGGAAUUCUGGGCAGAUUACGCAAGAGUUGGGCAGUGUGACAUCUGAAGAGGGCCGUCUCAUCACAUUUCCCAAUACCCUUCAACAUAGAGUGUCACCGUUCUCCCUAGAGGAUCCUUCUCAGCCUGGACACCGAAAAAUUCUUGCCAUAUUCCUUGUGGAUCCUCAUCACCGUAUCGCUUCCACUGCUAAUGUCCCGCCACAACGGCAGGACUGGCGGAAAGAUGCUGGCCAUUCAGACGCACAAAAGUCGAUUACUAUGGAGGAAGCAAAGGCUUACCGAGCCGAGCUUAUGAUCGAACGUGGGCUCAAGUCAGAGGCAAACAAUGUUAAGUAUCAAAAAGGAUCUUUCAACCUUUGUGAACACUGA
Molecule: messenger RNA, 1902 nt
Organism: Talaromyces atroroseus
Lineage: Eukaryota; Fungi; Ascomycota; Eurotiomycetes; Eurotiales; Trichocomaceae
Exons: 4
Coding region: 1-1902 (633 amino acids)
Source: RefSeq, a predicted model, not a curated record